GUCACGCUCAGGUCCUCACGCUCGCUUUUCUGCGGCCACAAAAUUGCCAUCAUGUCCGCUAUACCACGUACUCUUCGAGUCGUUCCAAAGGCUUCUCUAAAGCCGGGAAGCAAAGUUCUCCCUCCACCGCUCACAAGCCAGAAUGAGCGCGCAUUCAAAGAGCCACUGCUCCGGAUUAUGGCUCGCAGGCAGCAAGAAGCGGGUGAUUUAUGGCCACCAAAUUUGCGCAUAGAGCCACAUGUCACGAAAUCAGCUAUUGGACGAGCCCCGGAGGAGAUGCGGGCUCAACUGAAGAGAUUGUUGAAGGAACGGUAAACGCUUGACGUACUUAGCAUACCUUGUGUCAUAUUGCGUCGUACCCACCUUCCCAGUGCCUGUAUUUAUGAACAGCAUUUUAAUAGUGCCCUAUGGUUUUACCGUGCGGCUGCAUUCUGCACUACAAAUUUAUUGCAAAGAUAGGAAACGUUUUAAAAGAGAUUCAGUGUCAUACUAACACACGUCCUGGAGAUCACCAGCACGGAAGGCAUCAGUAUCGAGACAAGGUUGUAUCCCGCAGAGUCCAGUCACGCAUUGUUCAAUGAUACA
Messenger RNA from Suillus paluster, 585 nucleotides. RefSeq lists its product as uncharacterized. The record is from RefSeq and is a predicted model, not a curated record. The transcript has 3 exons. Lineage: Eukaryota; Fungi; Basidiomycota; Agaricomycetes; Boletales; Suillaceae. The coding region runs from base 52 to 315 and encodes 87 amino acids.